AUGAAAUCACUUCUUUCAAACUUACAAAAGGCCAAUGAAGCCCAUCAUUCAAAAGCCUCUAAAUUUGAUCUUUCUUUACAAGAAGCUCAAGAAAUUCCAAUCAAUACUGAUUUUUCUCUUUUUUCUCAAGAAAAUUCCUCAAUUGUUGAUUUACCUCUUUCCUCACCUGAAUUAUCUGAUGAUGAUGAAAUAAUUGACUUGGGAACUCUUGAAUAUGAUAAUGAAAUUGCUAAU
Molecule: messenger RNA, 234 nt
Organism: Entrophospora candida
Lineage: Eukaryota; Fungi; Glomeromycota; Glomeromycetes; Entrophosporales; Entrophosporaceae
Source: the annotation of a GenBank genome assembly